AUGUGCCAGGGCUCCAAUGGCUCCAAGUACAUUGGCAGGCCUUUCUGCCAAGGUCCCUCUCGGGACAGCCAGGUGAGGGUGAUGGAGAACACAGUGACCAGUGCCGAGAAGUACUUCAGCCAAUUCUGCUCGCUGCUGGCCGCCUACACCCGCAAGACGGCCCGGCUGCGGGACAAGGCCGACCAGUUGGUCAAACAGCUCAUCGACUUUGCCAACACUGAGAACCCCGAGCUGCGGGCCACCAUGAGGAACUUCGCCGAGGACCUGGCCAAAGUGCAGGACUACCGUCAGGCCGAGGUUGAGAGGCUGGAGACCAAGGUCGUCAACCCUCUGAAACUCUACGGGGCACAGAUAAAGCAGACCCGGGCUGAGAUCAAGAAGUUCAAAGGUAUCCGAAACCAUGAGAUCAAGCAACUGGAAAAGCUGGAGAAACUGAGGCAGAAGUCACCCUCAGAUCGGCAGAUGAUUGGGCUGAGGGGUGGGUCCCCCAAGGGGCUGCCUGGCUUAUCCUGGAUCCUUAACGGUGGCCACUUCAGUCCCAGCCAGGCAGAGACCAGUGUGCAGAGGGCCUCGGUGGAUGCCAGCCGCACCACGCAGCAGCUGGAGGAGACAAUCGACGCCUUCCAGAAGCAGAAGCUGGAGGACCUGCAGAAGAUUUUCUUGGACUUUGUAACCAUUGAGAUGGUCUUCCAUGCAAAAGCGGUGGAGGUGUAUUCCAGCGCCUUCCGGACCCUGGAGAACUACGACCUGGAGCGAGAUCUAGAGGAUUUCAGAACCAAGAUGCGCGGAGUACAUGGCCAUUACAACGCUCGGCCACUUGCGGACACCAACACUUCUGCUGUCCCGUGGGCCCUCACAAGCCAGAGUGCUCGGAGCACCGUCCAGAGCCAGAGGAAAGAAGAGGGGACAAGUGAGGAUGGCUCCAUGGAGGAGGACAUGGUGGAGGAGCUCAGCGGACAGGGGCGGGAGCAAGGCCGUCACAAGCAGGAGAAGGCUGUCCCAUGA
Messenger RNA from Orycteropus afer afer, 1005 nucleotides. RefSeq names its product CBY1 interacting BAR domain containing 2 (gene CIBAR2). NCBI's taxonomy places the organism in Eukaryota, Metazoa, Chordata, Mammalia, Tubulidentata, Orycteropodidae. The transcript has 9 exons. Gene Ontology annotation, biological process: cilium assembly. The record is from RefSeq and is a predicted model, not a curated record. Bases 1 to 1005 code for a protein of 334 amino acids. Gene Ontology annotation, cellular component: ciliary transition zone; ciliary basal body.